UCUCAAGAAUCUUGUGCCGUUUACAUCGUUCCCAAAGAUUUUUCUACUAGAACCUACCAUGAAGUGCUCCGUCGCGCUGAUCUUCGUCGCCAUGGCGUUGUGCGCCGAAGGCUCGGUAAUCCCGUGGGUGAUUGCUCCGGGACUCGCCAUUCCCGGCACUACCGUGGUUCAGUCUAAUCCUCCGGCGACGAUUGUCCACACCCUGCACCCGGCUCCGAUUGCAGUGGAUAUUCAUGGCCAUCCGGCUGUGCUUCUGGCGCCAGCUCCAGCUGCUCCUGCCGUUGUUGCCGUUGCUCCGGCUCCUGCUGCCACCGCCGUGUCCGCCACUCGCGGAGCCGUCCAUGUUGCCCCACUGCCAGGCCAUUCUGUAUCGCAGACGCAACUGAAUCUAGCGGCUGCCCCCGGAACUGAGUAAAUCCGAUGUUCACCUUACUUUUCGGAACGCGUUUGCUCUCGUGAGGGGAAAGAUGUCAGUUUAGUCAAUUUUCUUUUCACUAUGACACACUCCGAGGACACGACGAUUCAAUUUGAAACUUUACCACUUCUAAAGACUCUUGCUGCAAUACUCCACGCAAAUAAAUGCAUGCUCAUGAG
This is a messenger RNA of Anopheles coustani, 594 nucleotides long. RefSeq names its product adult cuticle protein 1-like. The transcript has 2 exons. The coding region runs from base 59 to 415 and encodes 118 amino acids. NCBI's taxonomy places the organism in Eukaryota, Metazoa, Arthropoda, Insecta, Diptera, Culicidae. The record is from RefSeq and is a predicted model, not a curated record.